This is a messenger RNA of Aspergillus calidoustus, 585 nucleotides long. The record is from the annotation of a GenBank genome assembly. NCBI's taxonomy places the organism in Eukaryota, Fungi, Ascomycota, Eurotiomycetes, Eurotiales, Aspergillaceae.
AUGGCUCAAGCAUCCUCUACGCAAGCUCCGGGGCUCACCCCUCAGUUCUGCUUCAACGAACGAUUACUACGAGACUUCCUAAGCCUCUCCAGAUCCACGAUAGACGACUCAAUAACGCAAAACCUUAAUGCCCUCUUCACGCCCGCCCGCGAGGGGUUCGACCCGUCCUCCACAGCAGCCCGCCAGGUAGACUCAGGAGCCGGUCGAACAAUAGACCCGGCCGCUUGCCAGGGCUUCCAGGAUAAAGUGCUGUUCCCAUCAUGGCAGACGAGAUCGGAUGUUCUUACAUAUUGCGCGGGUGUCGCUACGAGUCCGGACCCGGAGGACCCAGAUCUUCUGCUUCGGGAGACGGAGUCCGCGAGGGAUCGAGAGCGUGUCGUUGAUGAGCGGCUAGAUCCGUAUUCUGCUCGAUUCUUUCCGAGAGAGGCGAGGACGGAGUCGCUGGCGAACUUGGUUCGCAACCAACGGACGGUUGAGGAGAUUAUACGCUCGCGGACCUGGGGGCUUGUCUCAGAGCGAUGCGGUGGUUCUGCUGGGGGUUGGGAGGAGGCUCUCAAUAAUUGGCGUGAGAAGACACAGCGAUGA